UUCGUAUAGGGUUUAGUCAGCUUCCAUUUCCUGCGCACCGGCAAUAUUUAUUUCUCUAAAAUUUAAUAUAAUUUCGCCGAAAUGAGUAAUAGCUGGUUAUGUACGAGAACAAAAGUCCUGCAGAUUUGUCAGAUACGGAAUUUAACAAAUACCUCUUGGUUCCAGAAUCGUAGCAAUACCUUAUCUGUGGGUCUAGGAGGAAAUGUGGCUAAUGUGCAAGAUCAAAGUUGUUUGAUUAACUCGGAUAACAGCUUAUUCUCAGUGCAACAUUUAAAAUUUCAUUACCCCUUUCUGGAGGGCAAAGGGCAUAAACCUCAGUUGCAGUGUAUAGAAGGAAACAGUGAGAAGCUAGUGGGACUAAAUUCAGUCUCCAAAUACGAUGUAUUCACAUAUUUGAGACCUUUUUAUUCAAGGAACCAGGACUUGUUGAAAUGCCUGGCUCGAGUUGUGGAACCAGCAAAAUUUAAUGACACAAUUCACGUAACAGGAGCAGAAAAUAGUUUGUCUCAAAGCACGCGGGAGAUAAAGACACGCUUCAAUUCAGAUAACCAUGCUCUUGAAAGCUUUGAUGCAUUCUCUGCAAUAGAACAUGAAGUGAACAAAGACUUUUCGAACAGUUUACAUAUGAGUUUACCACAGGGUACUGUAAAAGCUGAAGAAAAGGAUACAUACAUGAACAGUUCAAUGUCAAACAACAAGAAUGAUGACACAGAAGGUGAUAGUAAUAGGCCAUCAUUAGAACAGCUGGAAACUGUGAAAGAAUACUAUAUUGAACAGGUGCCUAAAAUGCCGACACAGACUGAAAAUUUCUCAUCAGGGUUGCACCAUCAUGAGAUUGUUUUUGAGAAUAAUUUCUUUAAGAAGCCUAAAGUGACAAUGGGUUUAGCCAAAUAUUCACUACAGUUGACAUAUAUGAAAUGUGUUGCAGCUAUCAUGUUUCCCAGAGUAGAGUUGGAGAUUCAGAGUAUUUUAUCGAAUUAUGAAGAAGGUUGUGUAAAAAUGCAUUGGAGAAUGUAUAUGUUUACAACACUUGACUUUUUCAAAUAUUGGAUACCAUUUGUGAAGGAGGGCGAAAAAAAAAGUAUAGAUGCUAUAUCAACAUUUUAUCUGAACAAAGAUGGGCUGAUAACCUUACACAGGCUUGACAGGAGACUUCCAAUAUCAAAACCAAACAAAAAUCCUGUAGCAAAGAUGGCAGGUAAAACAGCGCAAAUGUUGGGCUUGGCCCCAAAGUCCAGCUGUAAAGAAUCCUCUAAAGAACAUUCUAAUCUGAGAACAGGUUAAUGGUUCUCUGUUGUGAUAAAUACUACAUAGGUUUUAUAGAAUAAUAACGGAAUACUGGUGAACCAGUCUCACAAGAGAAGAGGUCAUGUGAUCAGUAAUAGCCAAUAGGAUCAUUCUUUGUGCUCUGGGCUGGUUUUUUUCAGAGAGAAACAUUAAUCUUGUUUGUUUCAAGAUGGCGUGACGGGUGUUUUCUAUAAAAAGUGUAAUACAUAAAGGGUUCUUUUUUUUAUAAAAGCAGUUUUGAAAACUGGCAACAAAAAGACUAUAAUAAACCAUGUGUGCAGACUUAAAAUUGUGUUGAAUAGGAAAAAUAAAGAAUUUUAAUUGGAAUGUAUUUAUAUAGGAUUAUCAUCAUAUAUUAUCAUGUUAAUAUUAUAAUGAGUGUGAUUAAUGUUUUCAACUUUUUUUUAAUGACUUCUAGUUUAAGAAUUAUGCAUAGAAUGUCGCUGAAAUCCUGUCAUAUUCUGUUAUUGUUAUAUCCUGUUGCUGAAAUACUGUUGUGUAAUGUAUCAAGUAUAAGACAGAUUUAUGCA
Messenger RNA from Ruditapes philippinarum (Manila clam), 1817 nucleotides. RefSeq lists its product as uncharacterized. Lineage: Eukaryota; Metazoa; Mollusca; Bivalvia; Venerida; Veneridae. Bases 82 to 1284 code for a protein of 400 amino acids. The transcript has 7 exons. The record is from RefSeq and is a predicted model, not a curated record.